Messenger RNA from Penicillium oxalicum, 4419 nucleotides. RefSeq lists its product as uncharacterized. Gene Ontology annotation, biological process: double-strand break repair via homologous recombination; DNA replication. Lineage: Eukaryota; Fungi; Ascomycota; Eurotiomycetes; Eurotiales; Aspergillaceae. Gene Ontology annotation, cellular component: nucleus; RecQ family helicase-topoisomerase III complex; chromosome. The record is from RefSeq and is a predicted model, not a curated record. The transcript has 5 exons. Gene Ontology annotation, molecular function: 3'-5' DNA helicase activity; four-way junction helicase activity; nucleic acid binding. The coding region runs from base 1 to 4419 and encodes 1472 amino acids.
AUGACGAAAAACAACUUGGCUGUGCAUCUUAAAUGGCUUCUAAAACAAGGCCCAUCAUUGUAUCCGACGUUGUCCCCCAGUAUCCCAACUGAACCCGGCAGUCGCGUGUCCCAUCAACCGUCUCCACCCGCCGAUGAAACUCAGUUGCUCGACCAACUUGUCGAAGAUCUAGAUGACUUGGAAGAUGAGAGUAUGGCAAGACUUAUGCUGGCGCCCUCCUCCGGGAGCAAACCAAAAUUGCUCAGUCGAGGUGAUACCCGCUUGCCCAGCUCUCCCACGGUCUCCAAGAAGCCUCCUUCGUCGAGCACCGUGAUUCCAGAAUCGUUUCUCGAGCCACCCUCCUCGUGCACCAAGAAUAUGCGUCCUAAGGCCACACCAAGUCGAUCAGACCGCAGAAUUGCUACGUCCCCGUUCGAUGGAAUCGAGUCCAUCGACCUCACAGGCGAUCCCGAGCGAUUCCUACCCCCGGAUGCGAAGCUUGAUUUAGCGGGCCAGCGACGUUUAUGGAACGAGGAUACCGCGUUGCGGGGAGCAGUCAGCGAGAAACGGGGCCGGAAAAGAAAAAGCGAUGAAUACGACACAGACCUACUUUCACCUGCGAAGCUCGCAGCAAAGGCCGCGUCACCCUCGCAGAAGUCUGGUUCGAAACUGUCACGAGAUGUGAUCUCUGAGAUCCCAAGUAGAGGCACAAGAACGGGCGGUUCGGACGGGCUGAAAAAUACCAGAGCUCACUCUCCGGGGUUACCACAGAAAACCCGCGGACGCGAAAUCGCCGAUUCAGACGAAGAAGACCAAUUUGACGAGAGCUGGCUUCACAACGACGAGAUGAUCAUCGAUUCGAAUACGGGCCUAUACCCUAAACCCCCCAUUGGAUCAUCUCGUCCGGGGAUGCCCGGUCUCGAGCAGCCUCCAAAUCUCCAUGCACUCAAGCGAGACCCGCCGAGACCUACGCCGCCAUCUGCAGGCCCCACGGUCAUGAGCUCUCAGCCCAAAGACGAGACCAUACUCAAAUUCAUGGAUCUUUCGAAUGGCGUCUUCAAGAAUGCCAUCGCCAAAUUACAGCAGACCUUGCAGAAGAAUGCGGAAGUGGUUUACGAAGAGGCGAUGGCCGGGCGACCGGCGCCGGAAUUGGUCGCGGCGAACAAAGGGCUUGUGUCGCAAAUUGAAGCGCUUCAGAGUUUACAGGGCUUGAAAAAAUCGUACAGUGAUUCUUUGUCUCGCAAGCAGCGUCUCAAGCAGGACUUGAUGCGUGUUAUUUCUCAAGGCCAAGAUCCGACCAGCCUACCAGAACUUUCGCAGAGCCGGGCUGUCGAAGCAGAAAUAGAAAUCGCAGAGUCGAGCAUACGGAAGCUUCUUCUCGACACGAAAAUUCUCGACUUUGCUGCUGGGUCUGAACAUAGAUCAGAAAAUUCAUCAACAUCUGUAUCAUCGUCGCUAGACCAAUCGAACGGGCCUACAUCGAGGGAGCUAAGUACGGUUGUUCAAGCUCCUUACAUCCCUGCCGUGAGAGCCCAGGAGGUUCAGAACACCUCGUCCUCUUUUGACUCGCGCGUUGAAUCUCGAAAUGCAGAGUCUCUAGUCUCAAGGAAUAUGGCGUCUCCCCUCGUGGACUUUGAUGAUUUUGAUUGGAGCGAUAGCGACGAAGAAAUGCUGGAGGUAGCUGGGAGCUUCGACCAUCAGGCACAGCCGCCUGCAAAGGAGUCUCUCCAAAAUCGAAAGGUUCUCGCCGAAACGUCUGGGAAUGUGGCCCGCAUGUCCAUGCCUCCGCCGAAGAAAUCGCCUGCGCGCAAUAACUUCUGGUCCAACCAUCCAUGGUCACAAGAAGUUAAAUUCGUCCUCAAAGACAGAUUUCACUUACGUGGCUUUCGUCCUAAUCAACUCGAAGCCAUUGACGCGACUCUUGGUGGGAAGGACGUGUUUGUGCUCAUGCCAACUGGAGGCGGAAAAUCCCUUUGCUAUCAGCUGCCUUCUAUCGUCACCGGUGGCCGCACCCACGGUGUAACCAUUGUCAUAUCUCCACUUUUGAGUUUGAUGCAAGAUCAGGUCGACCAUCUCCGGAAGCUCAACAUCAAGGCUUACUUGAUAAACGGUGAAUCCGACAAAGCGGAGCGGUCAAGGAUUCUCAGUCAAUUGUCCAGCGGCGAUGUUGAGGAUCUGGAGCUCUUGUACAUCACUCCCGAGAUGAUUAACAAAAAUCAGUCCCUGGUCAGAUCAUUGGAAAAUCUUCACCGUCGACAGAAGCUCGCACGUCUAGUGAUUGACGAGGCACAUUGCGUCAGUCAGUGGGGGCAUGAUUUCCGUCCAGAUUACAAGGAACUAGGAGAAGUGCGGGCCAAACUCCCCGGAGUUCCCGUAAUGGCGUUGACUGCAACUGCAACCGAGAACGUCAAGGUUGACGUGAUUCAUAACCUGAAAAUGACGGGCUGUGAGGUGUUCCUGCAGUCAUUCAACAGACCGAACCUGACCUACGAAGUGCGGCCGAAAGGGAAAAACGAUGAAGUGCUUGCCAGCAUCGCCGAAACCAUCACAGGCUCCUACAAGAACCAGUGCGGAAUCGUCUAUUGUCUAUCCCGAAAGAUGUGCGAAAAGGUGGCGGAAGACCUUCGCAAGAAAUACAAACUUCGGGCAGCUCAUUAUCACGCUGGUAUGAAGUCCGAGGCUAAGACGGAUGUCCAGAACAAAUGGCAGCAAGGCAAAUACCACAUCAUCGUGGCAACUAUUGCUUUCGGAAUGGGAAUCGAUAAGCCGGACGUACGCUUUGUCAUGCACCAUAGUAUUCCGAAGAGCUUGGAGGGAUACUACCAGGAGACUGGCCGUGCUGGUCGCGAUGGCAAACGUUCGGGCUGUUAUCUUUAUUACGGAUACAAGGAUGCUGCCACACUCAAGCGCAUGAUUGAUGAGGGAGACGGCAGCUAUGAGCAAAAGGCGCGACAAAAACAUAUGCUACGAAACGUGGUUCAGUUCUGUGAGAAUCGCAGUGACUGUAGGCGAGUACAAGUCCUCGCCUACUUCAACGAGUACUUCAGGCGCGAGGAUUGUGCAAACACCUGCGAUAACUGCAAGUCAGACUCGACUUUUGAGCUUCAUGACUUCUCUCAGCACGCCGCUUGGAUUAUCAAUAUUGUUCGGUGGUUUCAAAAUCAGCCUGGCUCGAGAGGCGAAAGAGGCGAGAAGGUGACUGUGCUCUACUGUGUAGACGUCCUUCGCGGAGACCUGAAAAGAGCCAAAUCUCCCGCACACAAAAGUAUACCAUGGUACGGCAAGGGCUCCGACUUGGACCGUGGUGAAGCAGAACGACUCUUCUAUCGUCUACUGGGCGAGGAUGCUUUGGCUGAGGACAAUGUGAUCAAUGGAAGCGAUUUCGCGGUUCAAUAUCUCAAGCUCGGUCGCCGUGCGAUUGAAUUCGAAACUGGACAGAGUAAAUUGAAGCUUCAAGUCCUCGUGUCGCCCAAGAAGAAAAGCAAAGGAGUCACCCGGCAGAAGCAGACUUCCAAGUCGGGCACGCAAGUUUACCCUCAGUCCACUAUGGUGUCGUCUCCAAUCCAGUCUGCCAAUGACCGCCGCCAAGCCAAAUCCCAGCAACAGCGCCGACGGCAUGUUGACCUUGACUCAACAGACGAUGAGAGUGAUGGCUUCGAACCUCUUCGAGUUGCAGGUAGGCCUCGAAAUGAGAGUGGCCAUGAGGUGGGUCCCCCAAUUAUGGCGGACCAAAAGCUUGAACGGCUCGAUCAUCUGCAUCGUGCUGUUGUGGAAGACUUUGAGGUGUCGGCUAAGAGAUAUUUACAAGAGAUUGUUGUUGAGAAAGGUCUUCGAUCACAGCCGUUCCCUGAUCAAAUUCUGCGUGAUAUGGCCAUCACAUUUCCCCAGAAUAUCUCGGAGCUUUCUGCUAUCAGCGGCAUUGACCCCGACAAGGUCAAACGAUAUGGCCGUCAAAUCCUCAAGUUGAUCGACAACGCCCGGCGCCGCUAUCAUGAGCUCAAGGAUGAGGCGGAAGUUAACGGCAUUGUUCCGGACCCUAAUCACCACAACGUUAUCAACCUCAGCAGCAGUGACGAAUACAGCGAUGACGAUCUAUUUGUUGACCAAGACUCCAACCUUGACCUCGACUACCCUGUAGAUGGUCCGCCGGAGAAUAUCACCAGCCGCUACUUCCCUCCUGCCCCCUCACCAGGUCCCGACCUAGGUGACGAUUAUGGCCAUGCUUCGGCGGCCCCACGUUCGAAGGGUGGCAAGCGUCCAUACACAAAACGACCGCGACGACGCAAUGGCAGCUCUUCGGGGACUUGGAAAGCAAAGGGAGCCCGUUCCAAGGCCAAAUCGGGCGGAGAUCGCGCUGCGAGCGGCAGGUCCUCCACUUCCAACCGAAAAGCCCCCAGCACCAGGGCCCCCAAAUCCACCAUUGGGAUGAUGCCCAUCUAA